This is a messenger RNA of Oreochromis aureus, 1704 nucleotides long. RefSeq lists its product as uncharacterized. NCBI's taxonomy places the organism in Eukaryota, Metazoa, Chordata, Actinopteri, Cichliformes, Cichlidae. Bases 49 to 912 code for a protein of 287 amino acids. Gene Ontology annotation, molecular function: protein tyrosine kinase binding; MHC class II protein binding. Gene Ontology annotation, cellular component: membrane raft; external side of plasma membrane. Gene Ontology annotation, biological process: interleukin-15-mediated signaling pathway; T cell activation; positive regulation of ERK1 and ERK2 cascade. The transcript is spliced from 6 exons. The record is from RefSeq and is a predicted model, not a curated record.
ACACAUUUAUGCUUUAGAAGCCUGAGAAGAAUAGAGAGACUGAGAGACAUGAUGGUUACAUUUAGAUGGAUAAAAAUGUUUCUGUUCUUUGUACUCAUGCUUCAGUUUGGAGGAGCACAUAGUCGAGAUCUUUUGUUCUCCUUCACUGUCAGAGAUGGAGAUAAAGUCACUUUGCCUUGUGAAAACGUGAUCAACAAUCAUCACAACUGUCACACUACUGUCUGGCUCUUCACUGAUUCAAGAGGCACAGCAUCAGUAGAGCUGGUUGAUCAUGGACAGAUCAAAGAAUCAGACAGAUCAGACAGACUGAGUGUUACAGCAGAAUGUUCACUGGUUAUAAAGAAGGUCACAGCUGAGGAUGUUGGUCGUUACACCUGCAGACAGUUUAUAGGCAAUCCAGGGAGACAGCAAGGUCUAGAUGCUGUGGUUCAUCUGUCUGUUGUUCACAUGACUGAACAGAAGAAAGCUGAUGAGGUGACUUUAAACUGCUCUGUGUGGACAUAUAAACGGUGUAAAUACAAAGUGAAGUGGAUCCAUAACAGUGAAGCUCUGGAUAGAGAUUACUCAAAUUUAAAACCAUUGGAGUCUUACUGCUCUGCUACUGUGACUUUUCUGAACCUUGCAUACACUCACCUAUUGACUUAUGACUUUAACUGUAGCGUAACAACAGAAGAUAACAAAGUGCAGCUUUUUACCUUCAGCACUCAGUCAUCAGGUGAGGAAUCAAAUACUGCAACAACAAUAAAAUCAGAAACUACAACUGGAAACACAACAAAAGAGCUGGAAAUCAUGGAUGAUUCAACAAAAUUACCAGGCUCAUGCUGGUACAGGCUCAUCAUUGUGCCUCUGGGUUUAGCAGCACUUAUAGCAGCUGUUGUGGUCGUCAACAUCUGGACAAGAGCUGGUGUGUAAAGAUGGUGAACUAUGAAAAUGUCCAAUCUUCUGAUGUAGUUUGACCAACCCUCCAGCUUCUGUCAGAUCUCACUGAUCAGCACAUCAACAUGCUUUAUAUUUGCACGAGGAGCAGAAGCUUUUAAAAAGAGACUCGCUAGUUUUGCUUUAGUCACAGUUUGAACAACAAUUUUGAAAUCUUGAUAUGAUCUUUUUAGAACCACAGUGACUUUUCUAAACUGCCUGCCUGCAUCAGCUGUAAAAAGCUCUUUCUCCUUGUACUGUGUUUUUUGGAGGUGACCAUUGUUUUUCAUCAGUUUUCAGCAGGCAGGGGGCGCUUUUGGAGGUUUUCUGGACCACAAAGAUAGGAUCACAUGUUUGACAUGUUGUUUUCUCUUUCUGCAGAGGCCUCCUGUACAGCAUGUGUGUUGUAAAAAGAAUACACAUACCUACAUUUUUCUUUUACAUCUGCAUUUGCUGAUCAUUUCUGAACUUGGAAAACAUGCUCUCACUAUUAUUUCCAAAACACUCCUGUCGGCACUUUAAUCUUGGGUAAUAGAUUUCAAAGCCAUUUUUCAUUUCUUUCUUUUUCAGCUGCAGAAACUUAGUUUAAAGUUUUGAGCUUAGUUUUAUGAGCCUGAGCCUGGAUACAAAGUCAUUUGUAUCCAGGUGUGGUCGAAUCUGGUCUGCACUCAAAUGAGUUUUGAUUGACGAUGAUGUAAUCACACACACUGUUAUCUUUAAUGGAUUUGAACAUAAUGCAAUCUUUAAAAUAAAUAAAAAUUCUAAGCAGAAAGUCUGUUUUGCAUCUCA